This is a messenger RNA of Nycticebus coucang (slow loris), 1009 nucleotides long. Its product is annotated as ribitol-5-phosphate transferase FKTN-like. The coding region runs from base 1 to 840 and encodes 279 amino acids. Gene Ontology annotation, cellular component: Golgi membrane. Lineage: Eukaryota; Metazoa; Chordata; Mammalia; Primates; Lorisidae. The transcript has 3 exons. The record is from RefSeq and is a predicted model, not a curated record.
AUGAUGGGAUACUCACUCUCUGGAACCAAAAUUCCUGUGCACUAUAUCUGCAGAUGGGCAACUCAUGCCAUCCACUUGGUGGUCUUUCAUGAGAGGAGUGGUAACUACCUCUGGCAUGGCCACCUACGACUCAAAAGACACAUUGACAGGAAAUUUGUUCCUUUUAGAAAGCUACAGUUUGGUCAUUAUCCUGGAGCUUUUGACAGGCCAGAGUUACAGCGAGUUACUGUUGAUGGACUAGAAGUUCUCAUUCCAAAAGAUCCAAUGCACUUUCUAGAAGAAAUACCACAUUGUAGGUUUAUUGAGUGUAGGUAUAAACAAGCCUGGGCAUUCUUCCAGCAAUUCCUUGAUGGUAACACUGUAGAAGCAAUGGCCUUUCAGAAGAAUGCAAAAGAAUUAUUGCAACUAGCAGCCAAAACAUUAAACAAAUUGGAAGUACAAUUCUGGCUGAGCAGUGGAACUUGUCUAGGAUGGUAUCAGCAAUGCAACAUUAUUCCUUAUAGCAAAGAUGUCAACCUAGGAAUUUUUAUGCAAGAUUACAAACCUGGUAUUAUUUUAGCAUUUCAGGAUGCAGAACUUCCACUCAAACACAAAUUUGGGAAGGUAGAAGACAGCUUGGAACUAUCCUACCAGGGAAAAGAUGAUGUAAAACUUGAUAUUUUUUUCUUCUGUGAAGACACUGACAACAUGUGGAAUGGAAGAACACAGUGUAAAACAGGAAAAAAAUUUAAAUACCUGUUUCCCAGAUUUACACUGUGUUGGAUGGAAUUUGUGGACAUGAAGGUCCAUGUGCCCUGUGAAACCCUUGAAUACAUUGAAGUCAAUUAUGGUAAGACCUAGAAGAUUCCUGUGAAGACAUGGGACUGGAAGCACUCUCCCCUCAAUGUGCAGCCCAGUGGAGUCUGGCCUAUUUCUGAGGGGGAUGAGGUUAUCCAAUUAUACUGAGCUACUCUAUGGAAGUGGGAGAAUUCGCCUCCUGAAAAAGAGAUGGAUAACUGUUUUUAAAAAU